AUGAUCUCAAAAGAUAUGCUUUGCAUUUUCGCUAUGGCUAAUUUUCAUAUCUUACUGUUCUGCAUCACAUCUAGCCUUGGCGGACAAUUUUUCUCUCAGCAGCAGUUUCAGCAGUAUCAUAACCUGUACCGGAGAAAUUUGGUUGAAGGCUCCGUCCCAAACCAGCCCAGAGCAAAAUAUUUACCCGAUUUGGUUUUUGACGAGCGGCUGGCCAGAGACGCUAGAAAUUGGGCGGAAAGAUGUGUGUUCAAACACGAUGACGACGCAGAGGAUGGCGAAAAUCUGGCAGCCUCAAGCCAUGUUUCUGUU
Molecule: messenger RNA, 309 nt
Organism: Opisthorchis viverrini
Lineage: Eukaryota; Metazoa; Platyhelminthes; Trematoda; Opisthorchiida; Opisthorchiidae
Exons: 2
Source: RefSeq, a predicted model, not a curated record